GACUCCCACAACCACUGGGCCAGGGUUGUGGGGAAGAGACCCUUGCCCCCAUCGGCGCGCUCUCCUGCGCGCCCCAGGGGGCGCGCACCCGGCGAUCUCCGUGAUCGCUGUGUCCUACGGACACAGCUGAUCACGAGAUGUGGUGAAAGGCCGAUCCCACCGGCCUUUUACCACGUGAUCAGCGGUGUCCAAUGACACGCUGAUCACAGGAAAAUGCAAGUGCCGGUUCUCGGCUGCACUUUCCUCACGCUGUCAGAUCGUGAGGAAAGUACUGCCGAGAACCGGCAGUUG
Messenger RNA from Staurois parvus, 291 nucleotides. Lineage: Eukaryota; Metazoa; Chordata; Amphibia; Anura; Ranidae. The record is from the annotation of a GenBank genome assembly.